GUGAGAAGAGGGGAGCUGCAUCACCAUAUUUAUAAUUAUCUGCAAAAAUCUAACGUUAAUCGUAUUAAAGUGACGUUGAGUGUAAAUUUUUCUGCUCUAGAAAGGUUGCAACUAAAGCAGUGUCAUCAUAAAUAACCUGAUGGCGUCCAUUUAUGGCUUUGAAAUUGGGGGUUGCGCCAGCGACACCGCGUUGUACAAAAAUGUUUUCGCUGCGUCUGUUGUAUACUUUCUAUGAUGUUCAGUUGUUCGGUAGCGAAAUGGAGUCUACAAACAGAGUAAUCUCCAAUAAUAAAAUGAUUGGCUGAACCUAUCGUUUCUUUUCAAUAGGAAAAUUUGUGUGAAAAUAGAAAGAAAUCAAAUUAAUUCACAGACGUUUCAAAAUGCAAUUGAUUUUUAGUUAUAAAUGGUGUCAUGCGGUGAUGGCAGUGAAAUGAGUGUUUAAUAAAAUUUACCAAGCUCAAUUUUGAGCUGAACAGACGCCCAAACAUGAAAUUGUAUAAUUUACACGUACAUGUAUCGAUAAAGUCUUAACUCUAGAAGUGAUCACGGUAAACUUUGCGCAUGUCAAACACGCGUAACAUUCGACGGUCAUGCGGAUGUGUAGACGACGCCUGUUAUGUUGGCUGGUAACAAAGGUGUUAUGGUCGCCGGUGAUAUCUUGGACGCUGUUCGCAAUGUCCUUGGUGUACAUCAUUUGUGUUAACACGAGCUCCUCGUACGUUUUGGGUAAAUCAACAUCCACACAUGGCCUGACAUACAUAGUGGUGCUUGAAGAAGGAAUGGACGUACCUCAGAACGUCCCCGACGUCGGGUCGGUAGCUGCAGGACUGUCUCAGCUCAACCCAGUUGCUGGACAGCCCUGGUACUCACUGGGCGCAUUAGGUGCCACACUGUGGACAGCCCCAGGACCAGCAGCUGGGCUGCAUGCCAGGGCCUCGGUCCAGCAGCUGUACGCAGACUUCAAGAAGCCGUCGUUGCGGUGCCGCAAGCUGGUCAACAUGGGAGGCCAGGGCUGCACUCGGCGAUACGAAGGCAAUAAAGACGUCAGUAAUAAUCUAUUAAUGUAA
This is a messenger RNA of Hyalella azteca, 1067 nucleotides long. RefSeq lists its product as uncharacterized. The record is from RefSeq and is a predicted model, not a curated record. The transcript is spliced from 2 exons. NCBI's taxonomy places the organism in Eukaryota, Metazoa, Arthropoda, Malacostraca, Amphipoda, Hyalellidae. Bases 591 to 1067 code for a protein of 158 amino acids.